This is a messenger RNA of Microthlaspi erraticum, 2130 nucleotides long. NCBI's taxonomy places the organism in Eukaryota, Viridiplantae, Streptophyta, Magnoliopsida, Brassicales, Brassicaceae. The record is from the annotation of a GenBank genome assembly.
AUGGUGUUUGGUUGGAGAAAAGCCUUUUGCACUUCUGUUUCAAGUAAUCAAGACAAACCUCAAAAAUCAUCAUCACACACUCAUAACAAUAGCACUGAUCAUUUAGUCCCUACCCCAAGAUUCCGAUUAAAGUUUGGGUUUUUAUCAAACCCAUCAACUCCCCGUCUCCGAUCUCGUGACGGCGGAUGCCGCUCCGCCGCUUCCACCGCAGUCAAUAUCCCAUCUCUUCCCACUAGCCCCAAACUCCAUUGCAGAACCACGAGCAAUGCUACUCCAAGAACCAGCAACACCUCAAGUCCUAAGUUUCUCUCUAACCCUUCUUCUCCUAAAUCAUUUUCUCCUUCUUCACACGGUGGCGUCUCUCUCCUCCGUGCCACACUUCUUCUCAACAAGAGCAAUAGUAACAGAUGUGGGAUUUGUCUGCAGAGAGUGAACUCCGGUCAAAGCAAUUCGCCGGCGAUUUUCACGGCGGAGUGUUCACAUUCGUUUCACCUCUCCUGCGCCGUUAGAUUAGAAGACAAGCGUUGUCCGUUCUGUUCCGCCGCUUGGAUUCACCCGCCGAAUUCAUCGUCUGCCAAUUUCGGAUCCGACCCGAAUAGACGACCGGAGAUCCGAGAAAUAAAAACCGGGAAAUCGCUGAGAGUCUACAAUGACGACGAGCCGUUAGCUUAUUCGCCGGUUUCUCUAGCUCAGUUCAACACUAUACCGGAAUCCGACGAAAACGACGACGCAGAGGAAGACGACGAAUUCCCCGGCUUCUUCUCCGCACAGUCUUCGAUUGCCUCUGCUUUAGCUGAUCCGAUUCCGUCAAUCUCCGGGAACCUGGAGGUUAAAUUGCAGCCGGAAUCCGCCGUUGUGGAAACAGGGAAAAGGUUCGAGACGCACGUCGUCGUGAUGAAAUUGAAGGCGUCGUCGAUCACGGACGCCAUUAAAGCGCGCAGGCCGUCGAUAGAUCUGGUGACGGUUCUCGAUUUAAGCAGCGGCGGAGCGAAUUUACAAACGGUUAAGCAGGCGUUGAGAUUGGUCAUCUCUCUGCUCCGAGAGAUGGAUCGGCUCUCAAUCGUCGUGUUCUCGACGGGAUCGAAACGAUUAAUGCCGUUACGACGGAUGACUGCUAAAGGACGGCGAUCGGCGAGGCAAAUCGUAGACGCACUCGUCGGAGUUGAAACAACCGGCAGCAUCGGGAUGACCGUUAACGACGCAUUGAAGAAAGCGGUUAAGGUCGUUGAAGAUCGGCGAGAGAGGAAUCCGACGGCUAGCAUUUUGGUUUUAUCGGACGGUCAGGAUCAACCGGAGGUCAUUUUGAAAGCUAAACUAAACUCCACGCGUGUCCCGUUCGUCGUGUCGACCACGCGCUUCUCUCGUCCGGAGAUCCCGGUUCACUCCGUUUAUAUCGCUUCUCCGAGCGCUUUGCAUUAUGCGCCGCUCCGUGACGCCUUCACCGAGCGAAUCGCUGCGUUGCUCCACGUGGCUCUCCGUGACGUCAAGCUCAAUCUCGGUUUGGUUAACGGGUCUCCGUUGACCGAGAUCUCAGCGGUUUAUUCAUUAACUGGUCGACCCGAGAGUUUCGGAUCCGGUUCGGUCGUUGUAGUCGGCGAUCUGUUCGCGGAGGAGGAGAGAGAAUUUCUCGUUGAGCUCAAGGUACCGACCUCUUCAAGCGGGUCCCACCAUGUAAUGUCCGUACGGUCUUCGAUCGUUGACUCCACAACGCAUCAGCCGAUGACGUGUCCUAAAGAGAAACGGUUUUUGAUUCCGCGGCCACAGAACGUCCGGUUCGUAUCUCCGAGCAUCGAACGGCUGAGGAAUCUUCACUCGGUUAGUCGCGCUGUAGCUGAUUCACGCAAGCUGAUGGAGCGUGAGGAUUUAGCCGGAGCCUAUCAGCUUUUAACGGCGGCUCGAUCCAAUGCGUCGCAUGGGGAUGAUAGCUUAAGAUGCUUGGAGGCUGAGUUAGCUGAGCUGAGCCGGUUUAAACCAAGAAACGGUUUAGUAAACCGAGGUGAAGAGAAAACGGAGCAGCUUACGCCGACAUCGGCUUGGAGAGCCGCUGAGAAAUUGGCGAAAGUGGCUAUCAUGAGGAAGCAUUUAAAUCGAGUCAGCGACAUGCACGGCUUGGAAAACGCCAGAUUUUAA